GACAGAGAGAACAGUUCACUGUACUGCAGCUGCAUUACCUUGUAUGACACCCCUCAGCAUCUUCAACAGUGCAAGUUUGGGCUUGAAAGCAUGAUUUCCAGGCUGGUCUUCCUACUCUUCUGUGGAACUAUUUCACUAAACCUUGGAAACGCUCAGAAAUUGCCAAGAGUUAAGAGACAAAGUCUGAAAGUUCAGAUCAAUGCUACUGGCGAUGCAGUGUGCAUGAGAUAUAUUCGGUCGAGUCCAAGCAUCAAACUGGAAGGCUUCAUCUUGGGGUAUGGCAGCAGCUUCUUCUCUAACCAGUAUAUUCCUCUACCAUCAGAUGGAAAACCUUACAUAACUGAAGUUGAUGCAGAACCAAGAUACUUGAUUGCAGUGAGGCCGGCACCUGUUCCAAAUUACAGGAAAUCCUGCUCAGGUCAAACAAAGACUCCAAAGCCCCUCCAGUUGGUAAUAGGCACUUUAACGCCAACUUCCGUCUUCCUGUCUUGGGGAAUCUUAGUCAACCCAAAGCAUGAUUGGACCACAAUGAAUAACUGUGCCAAUGACAGAUUUUAUACAGUUCGCUACAGAGAAAAGGAUAAGAACAAGAAGUGGAUUCUUCAGCUUUGCCCUACUACAGAAACUGUGGUGGACAAUUUGAAACCCAACACAGUUUAUGAAUUUGGAGUGAAAGACAAUACAGACAAUGGAAUCUGGAGUAAGAUUUUCAAUCACAACACAGUUGGGUCUUAUAAAAUAAAAGAAAAUGGAAAUGGGUAUCUCCAGAAUAACUACAAAUUGCCCAAGAUCCAAACACAGCUUAUAUCGGUAGAUUCAAAAACACGAAUUCCAGUUACAAUAAUCAAAGAAGUAAUUCAAAAUAUCACGCAUCGGACACAGGCUAAAACCACAGAGAAGUCUCCUUUAGCAGGACCAAUACUAGUGCACCUUAUUGUUCCAGAUUUCAAUCAAGCUAAACAGAAACAACCAGCUCCUUUCUCAGAGGAUAUGUCUGAAAGACCAAAGAAAAUAUUGGCUGAGAAUGAGACUCAUGAAUGGCCUGCAGAAUCCAAGACAUCAGAAAUACAAGAAAUUUCCCCACAAUCCCAACCUGCUACAACUGAACUAGACUGGGAAAGCAGUAAACCUACAGUUUCUAGUUUCUCAGAAGAAUCCAAGAGUUUUCCAGCACAUACUGAAAGUGAACUGGAAUCUUCAAAACCUAGAAUAAGCCCUAUGGCUGAAUUACCAUUUGACCCAUUAGCUCCUCAUGUGUUUCCAGAAUUUCCUAAAAUAAAAAUACCUCCCACACUCCAAACGCCCAGGGAAACAUUAGCUUCACAUGAAACGCAGCCAGUUCCUUCACAACCACAAACGACUUCUCCAAAAACCACACAGACAAAGCUGGCAGACACAAAUGAACCCAUUCUGGAAUCUCUCACACCUAAAACAUCUAAGCUUCUUGACUGGCCAAGGGCAACACUGGUGCCAUCUGAAACGCCACUUACCCCUUUUAAAUGGAAACCUUCUGCCACUCCAGAAGGAUGGCUUGUGAAACCUGCUUCUAAAUCACCAUCAUCGGAGCAGGAUAUACCUAAAGCCUCUAGGAUUACUGAACAGUUAAAAACUACUCCAGCUCUGCCGGAAACAAAAUUUGUUCCUUCUACAUCUAAACCUGCCCGACCCAAAAUGCCAGAAACUAAGCCUGCAGAAAAAGAACCUCAAUGGGAAACCACCACACCUAAAAUUUAUAAAACCCCUGAAUUGCCAAGAACAACACUGGCUCCCAGUAAAACAAAAACCACUGUUCCCAAACCCCAAAUCCUUCCCCAUCUGGAAGCGUCAAAGAUUGUACCGGCAGUUACCACCAAAUUGGUUCCAGUUCCUAUCACUACUAAAGUGUCUCACAUUGCUGAAUAUCCAGUGACAACAAUGGCUUCUUCUGAACCAACUUCUAUCCCUUCUCAGUCUAAAGAAACUGACUAUAUCAUGCCAGAAGUGCCAGACAAUAAACCUGCUUCAACUGAAAUAGACAUCUUUUCUUCUAAACCAUCUCCAGUCCCUGAACUCCCACUUACUAAAUCUGUCUUGGAUCCAAUUACGUUUAACAAUGAACUUCCAAUGAUAGAUCCAAAAGGCAAGCAUCAUCUUUUCAGCCCUAAAACGACAAUUAGCCCUCAUAUGCUACCAACCAAACCUGUCCUGAAAACUCCUGCAUUUAGAACUCAGCCACCAAAGACAGAAAUAGAGGAAGAAGACCAUGACCCUUCAAAACCUAAAAUUUUGUUCAGCCCUGAUGUGCCUCAGACCAAGCCUGACCUUGAGGCAAUUACCUUUAGACAUGAACAACCAAAGUCAACAACAGCUCCAAAAGAAACUCGCCGUGUGCCUGCUAGGCCUAAAACUUCUGCUAGUCCUGGUAUAACAUCAACCAAGCCUGGUCCAAAGGGAAGCCGACGUGUUAUACCCAGGCCUAAAACAUCACCCAGUCCAAAUGUAACUCAAACAAAACCAGCUUCAGCAGUGGAACACUUCAUUCCUAAUAAAUCAAAACCAUCCACCAAGCCAAGAAUUCUAGAGACCAAACCUGCAUUAUAUCAAACAACCUCACAACCACUUACAAUCAAACCUACUAUGUCUUCUGAACGCCUCAAGACAACUAUGGCUCCAAAAGAAACAAAGUUCAUUCCUUCCAAACCCAAAACAUCUGGGAAACCAGAAAUAUCACAGGCUAAACCUGCACCAGUGGAAACAAUCCCAGGAUCAAUUAACCUUCAUAUUCAUGUUCUCAAUGGGCCCAAAGAUACUUCGGUUCCAUUCAAGCUCCCAAGUGGGGAAACAACUGAAAGCCCACAUAUGAGAACUGCAUCCCAUAAAGUGUAUCUCACAACUGCAAAACCCAAGACGAUGGAUAAAUCACAGACCAGACCUGUUAUACAUAAAACAACACCAGCUCCUGGCAGAACAAGAACAUCUGGCAGGGUGAUAUGGGGCGACAUAUUAACAGAUCAGGAUAUUACCAGGCUUUUUAGUACAAGCGCUAGUGCAAGCACCAACUUAUCAGCAGACUCUACAGGUGCAAGGAAAAAACCAGACUCUGUAGCUACACCACCUGACCCUCCACGACCACCCUUAGCUCCUGCCAAGCCUACAGCAAUGCGAAGAAAACCUUUGCCUCCAAACACGGUGACGGGUAAACCUGGGAGUUCAGGAAAUAUUUUGAUGCCACGGGCCCCUCCACUCGCCACAGCAUCUUCUUUUGCAAAGCCUAUGAGACCAACAACACUUGUGAGAACAGGCUCACCCAAAAAGCCUCCUACUGCUUCUGCUUCUCCAGAUUACAGUAACACAACUGUGUUCAGCACACAGCCUACAUCCGAGACUGAUAUAGCAGGCAAACCAAGGUAUAAAGGUGAUCAUGUGAGGUACGUGAAAAAGGAAGGCGAUGUUCCGUGUUCCAUCACAGAUACUCUCCAGCACUUCCCAAAAGAAGAAAGCGACAACAAACCAGCCCUCAACCCUCCACAAAAUCCUCCUACCAACCUCACUGUGGUGACCGUUGAGGGCUGUUCAUCAUUUGUCGUACUGGAUUGGGAAAAACCACAAAAUGACACAGUCACAGAAUAUAAAGUUGUAUCAACUGAAAAUGGAGUCACUAAUGGAAAGGACAAGUCCAUUAUCACUACAAAUCUUACCCAUUCUACCGUGGAGAACCUGAAACCUAAUACAAGUUAUGAAUUCCUUGUGAUACCUAGCAACCCGCUUGGUGAAGGUCCGAGUAGUGAAACAAAGCCAUUUAAAACAGAAUCAGCGGACCCAAGAGUGAAUGAGCAGAUUUCAAUGGGAAAAGAUGCAAUUUGGACCGAAAUCAAAUUCAAUCCUGAUGACUACUCUGAAUGCAAAGGAAAACAAUAUGUCAAGAGGACUUGGUACAAGAAGUUCGUUGGCGUACAACUAUGCAAUUCCCUGAGGUACAAAAUUUACCUCAGUGAUUCACUUACAGGGAAAUUUUAUAAUAUAGGUGAUCAGAGAGGGCAUGGAGAAGACCAUUGCCAAUUCGUGGAUUCUUAUUUUGAUGGAAAGACAGGGCAACAGCUUCCACCAGAUCAACUACCUACUAAAAUUGGCUUCUUUAGAGCUUUUCGACAGGAGCCUGUCAAGUUUGGGAAAAUAGGAGCCGCAACUCACACUAACUAUGUUCACUGGUACGAAUGUGGAACUCCAAUACCUGGGAAAUGGUAGAACAAGACAUGAACUGAAUGCUGAUGGACUGCAUCCAGCUGUGAUCAACACAAGACAAACUUCAGUGAUUGAAAACAUGCCAUGGUACUAUUCUUUUCAUACUGAAACCUAGUGACAAUAUUGUGUCAACUAUUCAGUAGCAUUGGCUACUCAAUAGUUGCCCAGAUUUACAGAUCUUUUGUAAGGAGUUAGAAGUUAGAACAUGUCCUAAAGUAAUGUCUUGGGAAGCUGGCUCCCUACUAGUGUCUUAUAGUACCAUCUAUUUUGAAAGAUGUAGUUUAUUAUUUAUCAUUUUUGUGACACUGAGGCACCUUUUAACAAAAAAGUUGACAAACCAUUAUAUUCUGAAUUGUAG
Euleptes europaea (tarantolino) is the source of this 4579-nucleotide messenger RNA. It is a transcript of the gene ABI3BP, whose product is annotated as ABI family member 3 binding protein. The coding region runs from base 91 to 4224 and encodes 1377 amino acids. NCBI's taxonomy places the organism in Eukaryota, Metazoa, Chordata, Lepidosauria, Squamata, Sphaerodactylidae. The transcript has 48 exons. The record is from RefSeq and is a predicted model, not a curated record. Gene Ontology annotation, biological process: extracellular matrix organization; positive regulation of cell-substrate adhesion. Gene Ontology annotation, molecular function: protein binding.